Messenger RNA from Neospora caninum, 933 nucleotides. Its product is annotated as putative syntaxin. The coding region runs from base 1 to 933 and encodes 310 amino acids. Lineage: Eukaryota; Apicomplexa; Conoidasida; Eucoccidiorida; Sarcocystidae. Gene Ontology annotation, cellular component: SNARE complex; Golgi membrane; endomembrane system. The transcript is spliced from 8 exons. The record is from RefSeq and is a predicted model, not a curated record. Gene Ontology annotation, biological process: intracellular protein transport; vesicle fusion; endoplasmic reticulum to Golgi vesicle-mediated transport. Gene Ontology annotation, molecular function: SNARE binding; SNAP receptor activity.
AUGCCGUGUGACAGGACGGCAGAUUUCUUGGCGUUCGCGGAGCGCGCCAGCCCCGGGGCGAUCUCGCAGGCACGCGAACUCCGCAGUAGGACAGUCCGACAACCCGACAGUUCCUUCAAUGCAUCGGCCGCCGACAUCGGCACUCAGCUGCACCGGACGUCGUUGAAGCUCAAAGAACUCGCCAAGUUUGCUCGGCAGCGGAGCAUCUACAACGACAAGACUGCACAAACGCAAGAGCUCACGUAUGAAAUCAAGAAGGCGAUUACAGAGCUGAACUGCAAGAUCGAGUAUCUGGAGCAGAUGGCCAGAAAUUCCGGAAACGACAGCGGUCAGUCGCGUCAACAUUACAACACUAUGGUCGAUAUGCUCAAAGGGCGUCUGUUGGAUGUGACGAAGGAGUUCAAGGACGUUUUGCUGCUUCGGACAGAGAACAUGAAGAAACAGGACGAGCGAAGAAAUCUGUACUCCUUCACAGGGACGCUGAAUCCUUCCAGUUCAACGUAUGGCAAGGCGACGGGCGACUACGACCUCGAAGGAGGUGAACAGAUGCAGCUCACGGCCCAGCGGGAAGCAAGCUCCUACGCGCAAUCGCGCGCAGAGGCAGUUGAAAAUGUUCAGAGGGUUAUUGGAGAGCUCGCGACAAUCUUCCAGCGCGUCGCCACGAUGAUCUCGCAUCAGGACGAAAUGAUUCAGCGCAUUGAUCAGGACAUUGACACUUCCGUGCACAACAUCCGCCAAGGUCAAACCGAGCUGCUGAACUAUUUCAACCGUAUUUCAUCGAAUCGCGCUCUCAUCCUCAAAAAAGGCGUUCUAGAUAUCGAGGCUUUUUCCACAAAUCUCUCUGCGUUUAUAGAGAGGUGCACAUGUCUCGAUGUAGGCGGUUAUAUGGGUGAGAUAUGUGUGUGUAAAAAGGGCUUCUCCCUCUGUCACUAG